UCUGUUGAAGCAUGACCUAUUAAUGGGCCAUAACCUGUAACUAUAGAGUGCAACGAGAAAAAAAAAAGCUGACACCAUCUGAUUUUUAAGGACAGCAAGCUUCAAACUUAAGAGAGACUGAGAAAUUAUUUCACCACUCAAACUUGAAGUGUGGAGCAAUAGCAGCAUGGCAAAACUGCCUCACCUGUGUUUUCUUCUUUUGUUGGCAGGUCAAGCCUCAGCCCUGACAGCGACCCCAGAGGGACUGAUGGUUAGACAGUAUCCUCCCUCUCUCAGUGUGAUGCGAGGUGAAACGGCAACCCUGUCCUGUCAUUUCAAAGUUGGGUCCCUCAAGUAUGGGGUUCAGUGGUUCAAAGUGAAGCCGGAAAAACAGCUCAUCCCAAAGUCAUCCAGGCUGAUUGCUGUGGAAAAGAAUCAAACCUCCACCCUGGAGAUUACUGGGGUAGCACUGGAGGAUUCUGGGUGGUAUUACUGCCAGGUGAACGUCCUGCAGAAAGACCCAGAGUGGGGAAACGGCACUGAGCUGAUCGUCUUGGCGCCACCCCCUGCUCCCAAAAUUUACCUUCAGAUUCCCCCAGACCCACAGACUGGUCAGUGGGCUCUCCUCUGUCUCACCGGGGGAUUCCACCCCAGCAAGCUCACCCUCACCUGGACCUACCAGAGCACAGCAGCCAAUAUCGAUAACCUGUCAGUCACCAAUUGCACCCUUCCUGCCGUCAACCCUCACAUGAAUCUGUCGCAACACCUUGCCGAUGGAGCCUUGCUGUCCUCCGAUUGGUUGGUGAACUCCAAGCUGCCGCAGCAGCCGGAGUGUUUCCAGUUGAUGGACAACCACAGCCAGGAAGUGUACCUCUUCAGUGUGUUUUUUCUCCCACUGAAACAGUCUUUGGCCACAGGGAUAACCUUCACCUGUGAUGUGCAGGACCACCCUGCCAUGACCACUGCUCUGACUGCCUCCUUCACUUGGGAUGCCUCCCCUAACGAGCUGAUGGUACACUUGAAUAUUCUCAAGAUGUGUUUCCUUUCUGCGAUGACCGUUGUGUUUUUCUUGGAAGCAGUCAAACAUUUCAGCGUGAAGGGAAAAUGAUGUCUGCCAUGAAUCACAAAAUGAAAUAGGAGAGAAAACAAAAACAGGUCCGCUGGAUGUUCGGUGCGGCUCAUCUCAGCAAACCAACUUUUGACAAACAACAUCACAAAGAAUUCAAGUCCAGAGUCAUGACAGCAAACGAGAGUUAAUUCUGAAUUAACAGUUAAUUCUGCACUAUGAAAAUAUGUGUAUCCCCCUUUCUCUCAUAUUUGAAAGUGUCUCCCAGCUUCAAGCCACAUGCUGUGCAUUCUGUUUUGCUUGUAUAUAAUGUGUAUAUAAACAUUGAUGCAUCGCUGAUUCCUUUCUUCACAUCAAAGCUAUUUAUCUCUGUAACCCGUUACCGCUGUGACGUGCUGAGUAGCGUGUUUUUGGAUUUUCUCAUUGUGUCAGUGGCUGGUAGCCCGCAC
Molecule: messenger RNA, 1494 nt
Organism: Xiphias gladius (swordfish)
Lineage: Eukaryota; Metazoa; Chordata; Actinopteri; Istiophoriformes; Xiphiidae
Product: signal-regulatory protein beta-1-like
Exons: 6
Coding region: 167-1087 (306 amino acids)
Cellular component (GO): plasma membrane
Source: RefSeq, a predicted model, not a curated record